AUGACUAGGGUUCCCUCAGGAGAUUAUCUAUAUCACGAACUGGGUUUCGUGACAACAACUGACAAUGGGACUCCUUGGUCACCAUCGCAUCACGGAGAUCUGGGUGACACGCACCUCACCACUACGGCAGAAUCGAAGGGGCUACUAAUCCUAUUGACUCCAUUCUGGGCUAUCCACUGCCCUUCCACUGUCUCCCAUCUUACGGACAACCCACAAGAUACCAUCGGAGACUUUGGCGGCUCACGUUCCACGACGGGACUUUUCGUAUGCCACGAGGCGUCAUAUGCUCCAGAGCCAGUAUCGGAAUACACUCGGUUAUGGGUCUUAGUUUUGGUUCUCUCUAUUCCUACGGGUUUGACCUAUGGAUUUGGAUACUCACUCCAACUAACCCUCGAGGAAUCUCAGAAUCGAGACAGCCUCUCUCUCUCCCUUUGUAUACUAUACCUUUCACAUCAGUUAUGGCCACCACGUUACCGGGUGGGCACAUUGACCAUUGCUCAUAUGGUUGCGGAGAUCGAUUGGUUAUCGGUCAUUCAGGUGAUGGAUGCAUCUCAGACAUCCACGACGCAUCUUCCUUCGUCGAUGUUCAUUGGCCGGGACAUGAGAAGAGACUUUUAG
This is a messenger RNA of Pelobates cultripes (western spadefoot toad), 618 nucleotides long. NCBI's taxonomy places the organism in Eukaryota, Metazoa, Chordata, Amphibia, Anura, Pelobatidae. The record is from the annotation of a GenBank genome assembly.